AUGGUCACGAAAGUUUCCCUUAUUUUGGUCUUCCUUGCAAUUUUCUCUAUCAAUUUCAAAGCAUACACUGAAGUUGAUGAUCAAAAUGAUCACAACAAUGAUCCACCUCUCACCAACUCAGAGUAUACAAACUGCCUGAAUUUUGAUGCCUUGCCUUGUCUGAAUUCUUGUUGUGACAAGAAAGCCAAAAGUUCAGAACCAACAAGAUUAAAUAAGGAAGAAGAUAAAGAUGAUGCUAUAUCAACAAAGCCUCACAGAAGGUCAGUGAAGUUACACCUAAAGCGCAGGCCAAUCAAGGAUAGGAAUGAGCCUAAAACACAUGUACUGGACUCUACAAUCAAGGAUUUGGUCAGAAUUCAAACUCUUCACAGAAAAGUCUUAGUGAAAAACAACAUAAACAACAUGUCAAGGGUGAAGGAAGUUAAGGAGCAACUCCAACAGCAGAUCAAGCCAGUUAAUGCUUCUGUAGAAUCAUUGGAAUCUUCAGAAGAUGAGUUUUCAGGUAAGAUCAUGGCAACCCUUGAAUCUGGGGCCUCUCUUGGCUCAGGAGAGUACUUCAUAGAUAUGUUUGUGGGUACACCUCCUAAACAUGUUUGUUUGAUACUUGAUACUGGCAGUGACCUUACUUGGAUUCAAUGUGUUCCUUGUUAUGAUUGUUUUGAACAAAAUGGAUUCCGUUAUGAUCCCAAGGACUCUAGUUCUUAUAGGAAUAUAACCUGCCAUGAUCCCCUCUGUCAACUAGUUUCUUCCCUAGACCCUCUUCAGCCUUGCAAAGUUGAAAACCAAACAUGUCCUUACUUCUAUGGCUAUGCAGAUGGUUCAAAUACAAGAGGAGAUUUUGCAUUAGAAACAUUUACUGUGAAUCUAACAUGGCCUAAUGGGAAGGAAAAUUUCAAACAUGUAGUAGAUGUGAUGUUUGGUUGUGGUCAUUGGAAUACAGGCUUUUUUCAUGGAGCUGCUGGAUUGCUAGGACUUGGGAGAGGACCUCUCUCCUUUUCCACACAGAUGCAAUCUAUUUAUGGAAACUCAUUUUCUUAUUGUCUGACUGACUUAUUCAGCAACACAAGUGUCAGUAGCAAAUUGAUCUUUGGUGAGGACAAGGAGCUAUUGUACCACCCCAAUUUGAACUUCACUUCAUUGCUUGCUAGAGAAGAAAGUCCAUAUGAUACAUUUUACUAUCUUGGGAUAAAGUCCAUCUUGGUUGGAGGGGAAAUGCUCGAUAUUCCUGAACAAACUUGGCAUUGGUCAUCAGAAGGUGAUGGUGGUACAAUUAUUGAUUCUGGCUCUACCUUGACUUUUUCCCCUGGCCAAGCUUAUGAUGUUAUAAAAGAAGCAUUUAUGAAGAAAAUUAAACUGCAUCCAAUUGCUGAAGAUGGUUUUAUUAUGUCUCCUUGUUACAAUGUGUCAGGAGCACUACUGCAAGUGGAGCUACCUGAUUUUGGGAUUCAUUUUGCAGAUGGGGCCGUGUGGAAUUUCCCAGUUGAGAAUUAUUUCUACCAUUAUGAAUCAGAUGAAGUUCUAUGUUUGGCAAUAUUGAAAAGUCCUAAUCAUUCUUCUCUCACAAUUAUUGGAAACCUACUGCAGCAGAAUUUUCACAUUCUGUAUGAUACAAAGAAGUCUAGGCUGGGAUAUUCCCCUAGGAGGUGUGCUGAGGUUUAG
Messenger RNA from Abrus precatorius (Indian licorice), 1659 nucleotides. RefSeq names its product protein ASPARTIC PROTEASE IN GUARD CELL 1-like. Lineage: Eukaryota; Viridiplantae; Streptophyta; Magnoliopsida; Fabales; Fabaceae. The coding region runs from base 1 to 1659 and encodes 552 amino acids. Gene Ontology annotation, molecular function: aspartic-type endopeptidase activity. The record is from RefSeq and is a predicted model, not a curated record. The transcript has a single exon. Gene Ontology annotation, biological process: proteolysis.